Guillardia theta CCMP2712 is the source of this 405-nucleotide messenger RNA. RefSeq lists its product as hypothetical. The coding region runs from base 1 to 405 and encodes 134 amino acids. NCBI's taxonomy places the organism in Eukaryota, Cryptophyceae, Pyrenomonadales, Geminigeraceae. The record is from RefSeq and is a predicted model, not a curated record. The transcript has a single exon.
AUGUUCCACGACAUCGUCCACCUCCAGUCCCUCGCCGGAUCCUGCAUCGGAUCUAACUCCUGCGGUGUCGGCACCGCCUAUGACGCCGACGGCAUCUUCUUCGGAGCUGCCAACAUCUCCUCUGCCAACGUUGCUGAGAGCUUCUUGGCGGACUCCGUCAACGACGCUUCCUACAGCAUGAACAGUGGUACUGACCAGGGCAUGUUCAACGACUAUGCCUCCAUCAACACCUACUGGGCUGACACCACCGCCAUGGACAACCUCCGUGGAGCCGACAUCACCGACCACUCCAUCGCUGGAUCGACCGAGACCAUCGGCUCCACCUUUGGCUCGGGCCACACUGUGCACACUGCCUCCGGCAACACCGUGUCCUACGUGCCCCACUCCCCAGCUGGUGGCAAGUAA